AAUACUUUCUCGGCCGCCUUUCUCUUCUUCGUCUCGCUGUUGACAUUCUUCAGAUUUAUAUGAUUAAUUGACCAAGGUUAAAUAAAGAUUAACUGUUAGUGUUGUUCUGUGAAAGCUCAGGACGUCACCAAGUCUUCAAAACAUCUUUUCUAAUUUGGAGGAAAUUGCGAUUGAAAGUGAUGAUCAAAUUUUAUUAUUGGGUGUGGGAAGAGUCACUGGUGCAGAAGGCCUCCUUAACAGUCGGCCAAUAAAGGAAUCAUAUUACCAGGAAUCAAACACGCCAUAAGAGUUCAGAGUGACAAUGGCACGUAUUGGUUUCAGUUUCAGAACCAGCAAACAUCUGUUAAUUCGAUCAUCAUCACUUUCUUCAUCUUCUCAAUCUCAUCAGUUUCUCCGCCAGAUGAGCAUGGCCACACAAAGCGCUGUCUCUACGCUUAGCGAUCUUGGUCUCUUAAGAAGCCAAGGACUUAUAGGAGGGAAAUGGGUUCAAGCAUAUGAUGGAAAGACCAUACAGGUAAACAACCCCGCCACAGGAGAGGUGAUAACAAAUGUCCCAUGCAUGGGUAGGAAGGAGACAACCGAUGCAAUAUCGUCAGCCUCUGAAGCUUUUAAAACUUGGAGCAAACUUACUGCAAACGAACGGAGCAAAUGCCUGCGCAAAUGGUACGAUUUGCUGAUUGCUCACAAAGAAGAUCUUGGGAAACUCAUAACAUUGGAGCAAGGAAAACCUUUAAAGGAAGCUAUUGGAGAGGUAACCUAUGGGGCUAAUUUCAUUGAGUUCUAUGCUGAGGAAGCAAAACGUAUAUAUGGGGAUAUAAUACCAGCCACUCUAACUGAUCGUAGAUUAUUUGUUCUAAAACAGCCCGUAGGUGUUGUUGGAGCAAUUACACCCUGGAAUUUUCCUUUGGCCAUGAUCACUCGAAAGGUUGGCCCAGCUCUUGCAUGUGGUUGUACAGUUGUUAUUAAGCCCUCUGAACUGACACCAUUGACAGCAUUAGCAGCAGCUGAGCUCUCCAUUCAAGCUGGAAUACCGCCGGGUGCUGUUAAUGUGGUUAUGGGGAAUGCUUCGGAAAUCGGAGACACUCUCUUAGAAAGUUCACAGGUAAGGAAGAUCACGUUCACGGGAUCAACGGCUGUUGGGAAAAAAUUGAUGGCAGGUGCUGCACAAACUGUGAAAAAGGUGUCCUUGGAACUUGGUGGAAAUGCACCCUGUAUAGUCUUCGAUGAUGCGGACAUAGAUGUGGCCGUAAAAGGAAGUCUUGCAGCGAAGUUCCGUAACAGUGGACAAACUUGUGUCUGUGCAAAUAGGAUUAUCGUGCAAGAAGGUAUUUAUGAAAAAUUCGCUAAUGCUUUCGUCAGUGCUGUGAAAAAACUUGAAGUUGGGUAUGGUUUCACAGAAAGCGUUUCACAGGGUCCACUAAUCAAUGAUGCUGCCGUGCAAAAGGUUGAAUCUUUUCUUCAAGAUGCUACCUCAAAGGGAGCAAAAGUACUCCUGGGUGGUAAAAGACAUAGCCUUGGGAUGACAUUUUAUGAGCCUACUGUACUCGGUGAAGUCAACAACGAGAUGCUCAUAGCAAGCCAAGAAGUAUUUGGCCCUGUUGCGCCUCUUUUGCGUUUCAAAACUGAAGAAGAGGCAAUUCACAUUGCUAAUGACACAAAUGCAGGACUUGCUGCUUAUGUUUUCACAACAAAUGUCCAACGUUCUUGGCGUGUAUCUGAAGCACUCGAGUAUGGAAUAGUUGGGGUCAAUGAAGGAAUAAUAUCAACAGAGGUGGCACCAUUUGGAGGAGUUAAACAAUCUGGUCUUGGACGAGAGGGUUCCAAGUAUGGGAUGGAUGAAUACCUGGAGGUUAAGUACGUGUGUAUGGGGAACAUGGGUGGUAAUGCAUAAUUUUGGCCAGCCUUUUUUUCCAUGUAUCAAGAGAGCUGAGUAUAUAUUCAGGCAUAGUUAUGGAGAAACAUAAUUUUAUAUUUGUCCCUUUGUUCUCACUAAGGCUUCUUAACAGUUUCUUCUAAGAGUCGUCAUGUACUCACUUUCUUCAUCAUUUCUCCCUUCUAGAGGAACCACGACUGUAGAGGCGAAAGAAACAUUUUAGGAUUUGAGUCUCUUAUAAGCGGACGACCGAUGACAGUUGCAGCGGGUCUCAAAAUUUUCAAGACGUUUUCAUUUGAAUAAGCUGCAUAGAUUAAUAGUUCGUUGCAGUUUUAGGUUGUUUUUCAUGUACAGUGUUUGUUAGGACUUGAUUUUUGUGGGUUGUCUUUUUGGGUGGCUUUG
Papaver somniferum (opium poppy) is the source of this 2275-nucleotide messenger RNA. Its product is annotated as succinate-semialdehyde dehydrogenase, mitochondrial-like. Gene Ontology annotation, biological process: GABA catabolic process. Gene Ontology annotation, molecular function: succinate-semialdehyde dehydrogenase (NAD+) activity. Bases 302 to 1891 code for a protein of 529 amino acids. The transcript is spliced from 22 exons. Lineage: Eukaryota; Viridiplantae; Streptophyta; Magnoliopsida; Ranunculales; Papaveraceae. The record is from RefSeq and is a predicted model, not a curated record.